AAAUUGCAUUAAAAUUUUAUUUUAUCGUGUGCGCUAAAUGGGAAAAGUUCAGUGAUUAGAGGCCCAGAAAGUUUUUUUUUGGAAAAUGAUGUGAAAGUUUUAAUGCGAAUCAACGGACGAGAUAGGCAAAUACAAUGUGCCGUUAAUUGGAGCAGCGAGCAGAACAGGUACAAGAGGAGCACACAACGAGGCGGGGAAAAACGAGUGGCAGCGACAGCAGUGGCAGUGGCAGAAGACCAACCUAGAUAUAAAGUUCGUGCCGUAAAUCUUCAACUUGCAUGGAAUUAAUACCCCACCGCCGGGAGGGUGGACAGGGAGGCGCAACAGGAGCGGGUCUAGGCGGGGGGCGUUGCGCAUGCAACACACAUUAGUGGGUCACUCGAAGAUGAUGACGCUGAUGACCGCAACCGCAGAAGCAACAGAAACAACAGCAACAACCGAAACAGCAGCUAAACAAGCAACCGCCUUGCAGGGGAAAAUUAUAUAAAAUUAUCAUGCAGGACGGGCCACAGCGAGCAGCAAGUCGGCCACUUGACGGCGGCAGACGGCAGGAAAAGGCUAAGGCUACGCUGCAGCGGCGGGUCGCAUGACGUACACGACGUAACGUGCACACCCUAACGGGGCUGCUGGCCAAUUUGUCCACAAGAAGGACACGAGCGGGGCACCACCCAACCGAACUGAGCCACUAACCAGGCGGAAAGUGCAACUGCAACUGCAACGGAAACCGAAACUGAAACUGAAACCGAAACAAAAACGAGAUCCAAAGUGUACCCAAAAAACUGAAACUUUUCGGCCCGAAUGGCACAACUUUUCGAACAAUUGCCACGGCGUUGGGGCGAGCGGCGUUGAAAAGCGACGGAAAAAAUGUCAAAAUGGCGAAGUUAACGUUGCCGCGUCUUUUGCAGCGACUGCAGCUGUUGGCGUUGCAACUGGCCACGCCCAGCAGGCAGCCGCCACAUCAUCAGCAGCAGCAGCAGCAGCAGCAGCACCCACACGCACACCCACACGGCUGCCAUCUGAUGGCCAUGCAGCUCUGCCAGGCCAUGCUCCUAUACGGCUGCCUCCUGCUCCUCCAUGCGUCUGCCUCAGUGUCUGCCUCGGCCUCGCACACGGCGCUGGCACUGAAUCUCUCAUCAGCCAUAGACCUAAACCAACUCAAACACCAUCCAGAGCAGCCCGAUCAUCCGCAACAACCGCUACAACCACAACGCGCACAGAAACGUGACGCUGCCAAUGUGCCUGACGAUGACUAUGAUGGCAGCUACCCGGAUGAUAUCGACGACAUUGAGGCCUUGCUAAAUAAUAAGUCAGCAAAGGGGAAGUACAUUGGGGCGCCGUGCAACGAGCUGAAGUGCGACGUGAAGCUGCUGCAUGUGGCCUGCGACAAGGAGACGCAGACCUGCACAUGCGAGCGGAACUAUCCCGUGCAGCUGGGACUGAUAAAGGGUUGCGCCAAACCUAAAAAACUGGGCGAUCAGUGUUUCUACGACGAGACGUGCAUCUACAACGAUGAGAACUCCCUCUGUGUUCAGGUGCGCCACAAUGCAAUGUGUCAGUGUGCCAGUGGCUUUCAUUCGGUCAGCUACACGAAGCCGACACGGCGUGUCUUUUGCACGCCAGAUCUCAGCGAGCUGAGCUCUGAUCUGCCCACGCUGCUGGGCGUCUCCACGGGCAUUGCCGUGCUGGCCGGGCUCAUCUGUAUGGUGCUGCAUCUGUUCAGCAAGACCAAGUAUCCGAGGCACCGCAACUACGGGGACGCCAGCAUUCCGCCGCCCAUUCUUUACUCCAGCGAUACAGGGAUACCGCUGACAGUGCACUCGGCGCGCCCUUCGUCGCGGUCUAGCAUACGUUCGACGGGAUCGAUUGGCUCCUUUGGGCAGCGACGGGCUUCGGUGGGAGGACAGGCUAGCGGAGCAGCAGGUGGAGCUGGUGGUGGAGGAGGUGGUGCUGGAGGUGGAGGCGGCGGCGGGUCGAAGGGCAUACUGGUGUCGACGUCUCGUACAGGUUCUCGAAGACCAAGUCUAGCAUCGGUGCACAGCACUAGUUCCUCGGUGCGAAGCUACAGCAUGAUGCGUUUCGAAAAGGAGGCUCAACAGAAGGAGAUCCGGCAGGAGAUGAAGCUGCGUCUGGCCCGGCUGCAGCAGCAGCAGCACCUCACCCAGAACAAGCCGCAGAUUGUCAUCGGGGAGGCGCUGCUGCAGCACGGGGCCUUAGGUCGGGUAACCAUCCCCACGCCCAGCCCGCUGACGCCCAACUCACUGGACGAGCUGCUGCCGUCACUGGAUGAGAAUCAGGAGUAUCCACCCAGGCUGGAGGGAACAUUCAAGCAGCUGGUGCAGCCAGAAACUACAGCAGGUGGCGGCGGAGGAGCUGGAGCCCUGCGAGCAGCUGCCGCCCAAUCGUCUCCGGCCAGUGCAAACGGCUACCAUGGUCCCUGCAGCUCAUCGACUGAGGCCCUCUAAAGCUACCCCCGGGGCCCCGGGGCAUAAAUACAUAAGUAUUAAAGUAUUCAAGUAGAUCGUAAGCCAAACCCAAAGUUCUCAUCUGAUUUGCUGUGCUAGGGCGCCGAGUAGCAAAUUAAAUUGACCGUCAAACGUGUUGUAGACAGCUUAGAUUAUGUGUAACAUAGUAAGCCCCUACCCUAUGCCGCCUAAGCAGCCCCCCCUAGCCUAGGCUAAGUUCUGUUACCGUCUAAGCGAGUUCUCAAAUUAGUAUUGUAUCAUAUACGUAGCGAGAGAGUUAAUCGAAACAUUUUAUACGUGUGUGUGUAUUGUCAUACAGUUUUGUAGAAGUUAUAUAUUUACAAAUUAAUUCGAUGGCGUGGCGCAUGGGGUCAAGGAUCGUUCAGAAAACAACUUCUUCAGUGAUACUUCAGAGUACUCGUUCUGACACAUUCCUGAGAAUUCGAAUACUUUCUCCCUGAUCCCCGAUUCGUUCCGAUUGGAUGGAUCAUAAUGAAUUGAUUAGUUUAAAGUUAGUCUAGUCUAGUCUAGUCUAGUCUAGUGUUUAUCGUUAGGGUGAGAUAGUACUGAUAAAAUAUACGCGAAAUGAAUUUAUAAAAUUUAUGUUUAUGAACACAAAUUUGUUCACUCGUACCGUACUCCCGAUGAAUAUGAAUAUGAAUAUGAGAAAUCCUUAUGAAUACAGAGGCAGGCGCACAGUUGAGAGCCUGGUCGAGAUCUAGCUAAAUCAAUAAUUAUGUUAAGCGAUAAAUCAAAAAUGUUGAUCUGACAAAGCUCUUGAGUUCUUUGCAGUAGAUCCAACGUAGAGAAUGAUGAAUCGAAUCUUCGCGGCAAGUCAAUUUUAGUUUACGGUUAACGAAUUUUUCUACAAAAGGCGUUUCAAAUGAAUACAAUAAUCGAAUAGAUCAAAUGUACAUUACUUAUCCCAGCACUCGCGUGCGAAACCCUAGAACCCAAUUCGUUCGAUCGGUCGGUCGAUCGAUCGAUCGAUUGUAAUAAUUAACUUAUAACUAACGAGUAUUUGAUACCAAGGUUGUUGACUGUAGUUUGGUUCCAUGAUUUGUUGUGUCCUACUAUCUAUAUAGAUCUCUGUUCCGUUCCCAAGAUACGUACGUACGAAUACAACAAGCUAUAGAAGACGUUUAAAAUACACUAUAUACACAUGCCUACAUUUACAUACAUACUAUCCGUAUAUAUGUAUGUACUAGCAUACAUACAUAUGUACUUACCUAUGCUAUAUUGUACUUACGAAUGGUAGAACACAUAUCUAAGGUUCAGUGUUGGUUGCAUACGGGAGUAAAUAGAAAUAAAUGCAAUUUUGUGUUUUCAAA
This is a messenger RNA of Drosophila persimilis, 3793 nucleotides long. RefSeq lists its product as uncharacterized. NCBI's taxonomy places the organism in Eukaryota, Metazoa, Arthropoda, Insecta, Diptera, Drosophilidae. The record is from RefSeq and is a predicted model, not a curated record. The coding region runs from base 873 to 2462 and encodes 529 amino acids. The transcript is spliced from 8 exons.